AUGGUUCCCGUAGAAACCUUACUAGGAAUGGCUUCGCCGAAUUUUCUUAAAAUGAUUACUCAAAAGCCUAGGAUUCUCGAAGGUAAGGGAAUUCUAUCGAAUAACCGUUGUCCAUUAAGCCCACGUCAGCCUAAAAGGAACGUAGUUGAGCAAUGCCCUCCAGCAUCGCCGAAAAGGGCUUAA
This is a messenger RNA of Acanthoscelides obtectus, 183 nucleotides long. Lineage: Eukaryota; Metazoa; Arthropoda; Insecta; Coleoptera; Chrysomelidae. The record is from the annotation of a GenBank genome assembly.